Messenger RNA from Lindgomyces ingoldianus, 1683 nucleotides. RefSeq lists its product as uncharacterized. The coding region runs from base 1 to 1683 and encodes 560 amino acids. The record is from RefSeq and is a predicted model, not a curated record. The transcript is spliced from 3 exons. Lineage: Eukaryota; Fungi; Ascomycota; Dothideomycetes; Pleosporales; Lindgomycetaceae.
AUGUGGGUGCUUUUAAGUUGCGCUUUGCUAGGAACGAUAGCAAACUCUGGCAUAGCUGCUGCAAACCCGCCUCCGGCGGAUGCCGCUAUCCGCACCACACUUCACUCUGUAGAUGUUGACACGGUCCGAGCUAUUGGUCGAGUGCUCUCUGCCGUCCCUAGAGACACUGUGUUGAAGAACAGCACCUCUUUGGAGAAAACCUGGAAUGAUGCAACGCUAUUCACUGUUGCUGGAGGAGGAGAAACUAGGCAGAACGUUUCUCUUUCCGCAGGAAUUGAAGUCAAAUGCAAAACGUGCUAUAUCAAAGGAAAAGCCACGGCCCAGCUCGACGUCAAUGGCAAUUUCAACGCCAGCCAGGCUUUCCAUGGCCUGUUAGACAGUGUGGAAGACGAGGUUCAUAACAUUACCCAGGAAGUUGGGCAACAGCUUGACAACGAUUUCGAGGACUUCUUGAAAUCACUCAGCACUGGAGACCUUUCGGAUGCAUUCAACGCAUUUCAGGCGCCGACAAUCAACAACAGCUUCUCACUCGAGGUCCAAGGAAUUCCCGAAUGCCUUCUUCAGCUCCAGUUCGAUGGCAUGGAACUUUAUGUACUUCUUGAGACGAAGUUGUCAGGGAGUGCAUCAUAUACUCUGAAUAUCUAUCAGUCAAACACUCCGCUGGGCAUUGCUAUCCAGGAUGUCCAAAUGGGGAUUUGGUUUUCUCUUGAUCUUAUGUUGGACGCUGAGGCUGAGAUCGACAUUACCAACGGGUUCCAUCUGAAGCUGGAUGAUGGAGUGAAGAUUAGCAUUCCAAUGUUCGGUAAUAAUGUCUCAGAUAUAGUCAUUCCCGGUGUCCAUUUCGAGUUCCUCCCAGUAACGAUCGAGAGCGCAGGCGCAGUACUCACAGCAACCCUCCGCAUAAGCGCCCAUGCCGGAAUAUCAUUAGACACCCCGAAGUUCGCCAUAUUGCCCUCCAUCAGCGGGGGAAUAGAAGUCGCAGUCUUUGCGAACAUGGCAAAAUUUGUGACCAACGUAACAACGGAUACAACAGGCAAAGAAGAUUGCCCGCUCAAGGUAGUCGAGUACUAUGAAUUUGCCAUCGGCGCCAAUGCAGGGGCCACAGUUGCAGUGGGCGAUGAAACAUGGGGUCCUCAGCCAGCUACCACGAUCCCGGUCUUUUACACUACGCUCGCGGACGCUUGCGCUAUUAAGGGGAAAUCUACACCAACUCCAACCGUGACGCCAAGGGCGUUGCUAGAUGGAAGAGCAGAUAUGAAGACGACCACUAUUUCUACCGAACUUAUCUUCACCGGCGCUAGCUGCAUAUCGUCUGGCUUGGCCAUCUGCCCAGCCUCCCUCCAGACUACAACGCAGUACACUUCGACCUCGACAUUGGUCACUGUAGUGCCAUCUGGUGCCGUGCCGUCAUUUCCGGCUUCGACUUUCGAUUCUGUAAUGAGGACUGUGGAAUUUGGUGCCAAAGCCAGUAGGAUCGAAGGUAUCUCUGGUAGUCCUACUUCGUACGUACCUCCUAGCAGCACAAGUCCUAGCAUAAAUUCUAGCAAUACGUCAUUAUCAACAUCAUCCCCAACAAGCAACACUGAUAGGAAACUGGGCGGGGUUUCGAACAAGGUGAUCAUUGGUGUAAGCGUGGGAGUGGGCAUCCCGGCUUUAGCUGCUAUUAUUGGUGGUUGCAUGUAA